AUGAUGAUCGGGAGAGAGCCGGGAGAGUUGGGAGAGGAGAAGGGGCGAAAACUGUCGGCAUCCGAGAGCAGACCGCAGCCCCUUGCCCACCUUGGCGGCGACUGCGCUGUUAGCCGCCCCGGCGAUCUGCGGGCCAAGCCUUGCACGCAGCUCGAGUGCGACGCCGGCAAGCGGGGCGGCCACUCGGGGCUUCUCCUUUCAGCAGCCUCUCCCGAUCCACCAGUCAAGCGGCGGCAGCGACAGCAGCAGCAGCAGCAGCAGCAGCGACGACGGGGCGGCAGGGAGCAGGCAGAGGCCGAAGGGGCGGCGGCGGCGGCGGCGGCAAACCCGAGCGAGCGAUUCGAGUACCGUUUUCGGCUCCUGGUCUGGAGCCCUUUAGGGUUCCUCCUUCCCGGAACGACUCCGGGCUUCCAGACACCUCCGGGCUGCUGUGGCGCUGGACGGUGCUUUCCCCCAACCGGAGCGAUUGGCGACCCGCGACCUUCUCCCGGCUCAUCGGAAGGGUUGUGCCCGCCACCACCGACCGAGGCUGUUGCUGCAGGCAUCCGGACGGCUCCUUCUCCGACAUCUCCGCCAAAGGUACCGCAUCCCCCGGAUUCGGCUGGAAGGAAGAGUUCGCAGCUCCUUCGCAAGAGAGAGAAAAGAGAUUCGCCUUCCGAAACGACUGGGGCGGGACACCGCAACGAUUUCGGGAUGUUGGUUGGCCUUCCGUGGACGCGUAUUCCGUCCAUUGGUUUGAGUGGGUUUUCGCCAGAUCUGACGACGUCCUCCUCUUCUUCUUCUUCUUCUUCUAGCCACGUGCUGUCUGUUUGUUUGAAAUGUUUUCUGUUGGCUGCUCUUUAUCAGCAUGGGAUCUAAUGGAGUCUAGUCCCAUUUCCUGCCCUGCCAGUGGCUGAAACAAUUAUAUCCCAGGAUAUAAUUAAUCCAGGCAAUUAUAUCCCAGGAUACUCUUUCUUUACCCUUAAGGCUUUGAUCCAGGAUCAAGUCAGAGUACCAGUUUGUUCUAAGUUUGUUGUUGAAAGCCUGGUCAAGAAACCAGGAGACUGUGAGUUCUAGUUCUACCUUAGGCAUGAAAGAACAGCUGGGUGACUUUGGGUCAGUCACUCUCAACCCAACCCACCUCACAGAGUUGUUGUGGAAAAAUAGGAAGAGUAUGAAGUAUGUUCACUGCCUGGAGUUACUUAUAAACAAGAAUAAAGGUGAUAUUCUUUUUUUAAAAAAAUCAAACCAAUCGUUUUAGGAAGAGCUCAGCUCUCCCUCGGCCCCUUCUCUUUCCCUCUUGAUUCUUCUCCCACCUUUGGAGUUCCAAAUCCCAUCUUUUCAAUUGCAAUACAUGCAGAGCACAGACUAUUCUUUCUGAUAUCUCCGGGCCUCACUCCCCCGUCCCAAAAGAAAAAGAGGGAGAGAGAACAACGUAACUUAACCGAAGAAGUGGAUUCCUCCAACCAAGAACAGCCUUUCCCAACUGGCGCCCUUUAGUUAGGUUGGAUCCAACU
This is a messenger RNA of Pantherophis guttatus, 1496 nucleotides long. NCBI's taxonomy places the organism in Eukaryota, Metazoa, Chordata, Lepidosauria, Squamata, Colubridae. The record is from RefSeq and is a predicted model, not a curated record.